Owenia fusiformis is the source of this 4684-nucleotide messenger RNA. The record is from the annotation of a GenBank genome assembly. NCBI's taxonomy places the organism in Eukaryota, Metazoa, Annelida, Polychaeta, Sabellida, Oweniidae.
UAUUUGAGGAAUAGCCUGCAAUAAUGACACACACACUUCUAAAUAUUCAAAAACCUGGUAAUACGUGAAACUUGCACGCCUGAAGAUUAAACGACAAAAGAUGUAAACAUGGGGAAUAGUCUUCAGCAAUGGCGUGCUGCAAUAGGGACUUUCAGCAACCGAACAUCAUCGAAUAGGUGUACAUUAAAAUUCACAAGAUGUUGGUCAAGAAACGGGACAUCCGGAAAAUCAAUAAACCCACCACUAAAUAAAUCCCAGAGUCUGGGUGCGAGUCAAACAGGUAAACACAAACACCAUGAUGAACUAGACAAUUCUGACCAUGAGCCACCAACCGAGAAGUCAGUGUGGAAUCGGGGAUGGAUAAAGCGGUUAACAAUGCGAGAGGUUGGGUUGAAGAUAGCGCCUACCCUCCUUGUUAUCUCACUCAUCGCGUUGAUGAUUGGUGGGGUUGAACUAAAUCCCGGUCCGAGACCAGAUAAGCCCAUCGACGAACAGAUCGCAAAGGGACAGUCACAAACACCAGAGCCUACAGAUGUUCAACAAUCUAAUCCUUCUCAUACGAUUGAUAAGCCCAUCGACGAACAGAUCGCAAAGGGACAGUCACAAACACCAGAGCCUACAGAUGUUCAACAAUCUAAUCCUUCCCAUACGAUUGGAGAGAUCCCAGAAACUGAGGAUAGUAAGCUCAAGGUCGAAGAAGAUAAUCCUUUUGAAAAUGCUGUGAAAUCCAACAAAUUCCCUUCAGUUGAGUGCACACAAAGGAUGUACAAAAUUGGACAAGAACUAUGUAGAAAAGAUUGGAAAACUGCAGAUAUGGACGAAACAGAACUGGAGAAACAAAUCGAUUUAUUUCUUGAAUUAGCUGUUGAGUACAAAAGGUUAUUUAAAGAAACGACACAUAUUGAAGGCUGGUAUUUCGCUCGAUCUGCAGGUCUUCUAAAUGCAGCUCUGAAUUGUAUUGAGAGACUAAAGAAACUCAAAGAAGACCCCUUGACUGAGAUCGAGAAGGACUGUAAUGAAAUAUUGCAGGAAUUAGAAACGACGUUUUUGAAGAGGGUUAAGAAGCAGACUGAUAUCCCAACCGCAAAAGCGACAUUAAAGUAUCAAGAGGAAUUGAAGCAGUUGAGACAAUACUCUGAUUACACGAUCAAUUCUAUCGUCAAAGAUGACAUGAUAGUCAAUUUAGAAACAGUUGAAAUGACAGUAGAAGACGAGGAGCGAACAAUAAAAAACAGCAGAGCAUUUUAUAACGAACUUACCAACAAACUUGUGAGUUUUUAUAAGUUACUCAUAGAUGACUGUCUUAAUGUUUUGGGUACACCGAAUUGUAGGUUCUGUUUUGUAGGUCUAGGAUCGUUGGCAAGACAAGAGGCAACAGCAUAUUCAGAUCUCGAAUCUGCAAUAAUAUUCGACGACACUGAUAAAUCACUCGAAAUAAACCAGCUAAAGACUGAAUUUAGGCUCAUCGUGCAUUAUUUGCACUUUAAGAUACUCAACCUGGGCGAGACUGUCAUUCCAAGUUUAAGCAUUCCAGUGUUGAACGACUUUAACAAGGAACUGGCGGGAGAAUUAUCGGAAAACAAAUUCUUUGAUUCAAUUUCUCCCCAAGGAUUGUGUUUUGACGGAAACAUGCCAUGGGCGAGUAAAACUCCGAUUGGCCGUAGCACUACACAAAAUAAACCUGCAAGAGAGUUGAUUAUGACCCCAGACGAGAUGUCUGAAUACCAAAAAGAAGACGUUUGUUUAAAAGAAGGCUAUCACUUGAGCGAUGUUCUCAUGACAACUAUCCUGAUAUAUGGAGACAGAGAUGUACACGAUAGAUAUAAAUCGAAACUUGGAGACAUCCUGAAAUCGCCUUCAGGACAAUUCCCAGAUGAAAGCGUAGGUGUCGCCAGGGCAACCGAAACACUUAAAGACGAUUUGAAAAAAUAUGCAGAGAAUCCUCUUACGCCAGAAACAUUCAGUAAGCAAGUACAUGUUAAGAAAGACAUAUACAGAUUUGCCACGAUUUCUGUUAAUUCACUAAAGCUAAAGUAUGACUGUGUCGCCCAGUCCCCUCUUGAUGUUCUGGAUGAGUUAUGCGAUCGGAAAAUAUUGAAGGAGCGUGCCAAGAUGGACCUUCAGGUAAUGGUCUGUUCGUGUAUUAAUCUACGUCACUUAACUUACAAUAAAUAUACGAGACAAAAGGAGUUCGUUUCGUUCAUAUCGAGACCUCCCGAGCAGGAAAGUUCAACGGACUCAAAGGAAUCGCUAUCUGUUCGGGAUUAUAGUGCAAUAUACCGCUUUUUCAUGACAUUCAUACCCUGGGCAGAGUUCUUAAAAUCGGCAAUAAACAGCAAAACCGGAGAUUGGAAGUUUUUACCCAGGUAUAUAGAAAGUAGUGAACGGACAAAGGGAAUGCUGCAUAAAGAAAUGAACUUUUUUGAAAAUGCUUUAUUGGCUUUCAAAAAAGAAGAGGCGCAAAUAAUGAAUUCCGAUCACGAGGUCGACCAAGAGCCACUUGCUGAAAUUCAGGCAAGCAUAGGAUCGCUUUAUAAAACAAACUCAAUGUAUCAAGAUGCUCUAACGUACUAUACUAAAGCAUUGGAUUUGGAGAUGUGUAUACAUAAUGACCAAUACCACCUGCACGUUGCAACAGUACUGGACAACAUAGGCGAAAUAUACUGGUCAAUAGGAAAUUACGAAAACGCAAUCAAAUAUCACCAGGUCGCUCUAAAAAUAUUUAAAACAUUGUGUGAGUCUGAUCUAUUUGACUGUAAUGUUGCAAAGUCACUAUUGAAUUUAGGUUUGGCACAUAUUCGACUUGGUCACGACACAGUUGCUCUAUCAAUUUUCGAAGAAAGUAAGCUUAUUUACGAAAAUGUAUUUGGUGCGAAAGCUAAUCGAGAUUAUGCGGAGUUAUUAGAGGAUAUUGGAAUUGUAUUCAGCGCACAAAAUGACUUAAAACUGGCAUCGUCAUAUUAUUUUGCAAGUUAUUCUAUGAGGAGAAAAAUCUGGAUUCAUGUUCCACAUGCUGAUAUUGCCACAUCACUGAGUAACAUUGCUGAUGUGUAUUCUCAGCAAGGUGAUCUCUCCAAUGCCAUGUCUUACCAUAAUGAUGCUCUUGCAAUGAGGAGACAGGUCUAUGGAGACAAACCUCAUGCUGAUAUUGCCGCAUCAAUGAGUAACAUUGGUAGUGUGUAUUAUCAGCAAGGUGACCUCACCAAUGCCAUGUCUUACGCUAUUGAUGAUCUUGCAAUGUAUGGACAGGUCUAUGGAGAUAAGCCUCAUGCUGAUAUUGCCACAUCACUGAGUAACAUUGGUAGUGUGUAUUAUAGGCAAGGUGAUCUCUCCAAUGCCAUGUCUUACCAUAAUGAUGCUCUUGCAAUGAGAAGACAGGUAUAUGGAGACAAACCUCAUGCUGAUAUUGCCACAUCAAUGAAUAACAUUGGUAGUGUGUAUUCUCAUCAAGGUGAUCUCACCAAUGCCAUGUCUUACUACAAUGAUGCUCUUGUAAUGAGAAGACGGGUAUAUGGAGACAAGCCUCAUGCUCAUAUUGCCACAUCAAUGAACGAGAUUGGUGUUGUGUAUUCUCAUCAAGGUGAUCUCUCCAAUGCCAUGUCUUACCAUAAUGAUGCUCUUGCAAUGAGAAGACAGGUAUAUGGGGACAAGCCUCAUGCUGAUAUUGCCACAUCAAUGAACAACAUUGGUGUUGUGUAUUCUCAGCAAGGUGAUCUCACCAAUGCCCUGUCUUACUACAAUGAUGCUCUUGCAAUGUGGAGACAGGUCUAUGGAGACAAGCCUCAUGCUAAUAUUGCCACAUCAAUGGAUAACAUUGGUAAUGUGUAUUAUGAGCAAGGUGACCUCACCAAUGCCAUGUCUUACGCUACUGAUACUCUUGCAAUGAGAAGACAGGUCUUUGGAGACAAGCCUCAUGCUCAUAUUGCCACAUCCCUGAAUAACAUUGGUCAUGUGUAUUAUCAGCAAGGUGAUCUCACCAAUGCCAUGUCUUACCAUACUGAUGCUCUUACAAUGAGAAGACAGGUAUAUGAAGACAAGCCUCAUGCUGAUAUUGCCAAAUCAAUGAACGAGAUUGCUGUUGUGUAUUCUAAGCAAGGUGAUCUCACCAAUGCCAUGUCUUACCAUAAUGAUGCUCUUACAAUGAGAAGACAGGUAUAUGGAGACAAGCCUCAUGCUGAUAUUGCCACAUCAUUGUACGAGAUUGGUGUUGUGUAUUCAAAGAAAGGUGACUUUAACAAUGCCUUGCAAUACUUCACCGAAUGUCUUAAAAUGGAGAGGUUAUUGUACAAUAACAAGCCUCAUAAUGAUAUCACUUUAACAUUGGACGAAAUCGCGAAUGUGUAUUUCAAACAAGGCGACAUCGUCAACUGUAGAAAAUAUUUCAAGGAAAGUAGGGAGAUGAAGGAAAAACUCAAGUAGAAUACCAUUACCAGGAAAUAAAGAUACCUUGAUGUAAAACAUAUAUAUAAUGUAUUCAGAAUAUGUUGUUUUUAGAUUUGUGAUAGUGAAUUUUGACAGAGACGUAAUAAACAAACGAAUACGCAGUGAAAAUAGGAAUAAUAUAAUCCGAACACACCAUUGGUAGAGAAUGAGAAAAACAUGAAUAAAUGACCAUGUGGAUCAAAUAUUUUCAUUCACAAAACAAAAAAGGUAAAUACUUUUGAAUUUAUUUAAACUCACGUUA